AUGGCAUCCGAGAUGGACAAACUAGCUAUGGCUAUGAGUGAGUUAGCUCGUACUCAAACUGAGGCAAGCAAUCACACAAAGAGGAUAGAGGCACGUCUAGAUGCUAUUGCCGACAUAAUCACCAAGAGACUCAAUCCCAAUAGUGUGUCAUAUAUAGGCCUACAUUCGGAGGAUGAAGGGGAUGAAGGUGAAGCAAGAUCAUCCAAGAACGCCUAUCAAGAUGAUAGAGGGUUGAAGCUUGAUGACUACACUGGUGAAGGCAAACCUGAGGACUUGUUGGAGUGGAUUCGCCAACUAGAAAAGGUGAAUGAGUAUAGGGGUUUCGAUGAUCGAAAGAAAUUCAAGGUGGCUGCCAUUAGACUCACGAAAUAUGCUGGAAUUUGGCUUGAGGGGUUGCACGCGCAAAGAGCCAAGAAAAACAAGGCCAAGUUAUGUAGUUGGGAGAAAUUGAAAGGGAAGCUUAAAGAUAAAUUCCUACCUGAUGAUUACGAGCACAAACAAUUCAUGAGACUUACAUCAAUUAGCCAAAAUAAUCUAAGUGUGCAUGAAUACACUAUGGAGUUUGAGAAACUAGGCCUUAUGUGUGAUAUAGAAGAGAAAGAGAUGCACAAAACAGCAAGGUACAUUAAAGGCUUGCAUAGGAGCAUAGCCAAGAGAGUUGAAGUUUCUACUUAUCACUCCUUUACGGAUGUGACUAAGUUAGCUCAGAAAUUUGAAGAACAUGACAAGGAAGAGAAACCUAAGGGAACAUACACACCUAGGUAUGACCCUAAUGCAAAGGGAAAGGCUACUACUUCCUACACAAGGUGGAACGAAAAUCCUAAACCUAACAAUACACCUAAGGAGGACACUACUAUGGAGAAAACUAAAGUGGUCGUGCCUAAAGACAAGUUUGAGGAGUUGAGGAAGUGCUUCAAGUGUCAAGGAAGAGGACACAUAGCUAGUAAUUGCCCUACCAAGAAGGCUCUCACCAUGAGGCAAUACUUAGCCUUGAAUGAAGAAGAAAGCAUGUAUGAGUUCAUCCCUAAAGAAGAACCAAACAUGGAGGAAGAUGAUGAAGAAGAGGAUGCUUUUGCAGAAGAUGAUACAAGGCUAAUUGAAGUGGUUAGGCGCACCUUACAUAUGGAUCAUACACCUAACAUGGCACAAAGGGAGAAUCUUUUCCAUACUAGAUGCAAGGUAGGUGAAUAUACAUGUAAUGUCAUAAUAGAUAGUGGUUCUUGCACUAAUGUUAUUGCAGCUGAAGUGGUGUCUAAACUCAAUCUCAUCACAAGGGCACACCAUAAACCCUACAAGUUGAGUUGGUUGGAUGAUAGCACUGGCAUGAGGUUCAAAAGGGUUAGAUUACAUCCUCUAAACCCUACUCAAGUGGCACCUAAACAACAACCUAAGACACCAAGUUACUUCCUAAAUGCAAAAGAAUUCGAGCAUGAAGUAGAGGAAAAAGGUUAUGCUUAUGCUUUGGUUGUGAGGCAAGUGACUACAAGUAUCAAGGUACCUAACAAUGAUCAACUUGAAACUUUGAUGCAUGAGUUCAAAGAUGUUUUUCCAGAGGAGUUACCACAAGGUCUUCCACCUUUAAGAGGGAUAGAACAUGCUAUUGAUCUUGUUCUUGGUGCACCAUUACCUAACAAACCUGCUUAUAGAUGUGAUCCAGUGGCUUCUAAGGAAUUGCAACGCCAAAUUGAAGAGCUAAUUGAGAGGGGUUAUGUAAGGGAAAGUAUGAAUCCAUGUGCUGUGCCAGCUUUACUAGUUCCUAAGAAAGAUGGAACAUGGAGGAUGUGCAUAGAUAGUAGAGCAGUAAACAACAUCACAGUUAAAUAUAGGUUUCCUAUGCCUAGAUUAGAGGAUAUGUUGGAUGAAUUACAUGGUGCUUCAAUCUUUUCUAAGAUUGAUCUUCGAAGUGGAUAUCGUCAAAUGAGGAUUAGGGAAGGAGAUGAAUGGAAAACAGCCUUCAAGACAAAGCAAGGGUUGUAUGAUGGAUGGUCAUGCCCUUUGGCUUAUGCAAUGCGCCUAGUUCCUUUAUGA
Beta vulgaris subsp. vulgaris (sugar beet) is the source of this 2028-nucleotide messenger RNA. RefSeq lists its product as uncharacterized. Gene Ontology annotation, molecular function: zinc ion binding; nucleic acid binding. Lineage: Eukaryota; Viridiplantae; Streptophyta; Magnoliopsida; Caryophyllales; Amaranthaceae. The record is from RefSeq and is a predicted model, not a curated record. The transcript has 2 exons. Bases 1 to 2028 code for a protein of 675 amino acids.